Messenger RNA from Doryrhamphus excisus (bluestripe pipefish), 2797 nucleotides. RefSeq names its product transcription factor Sox-9-A-like. The record is from RefSeq and is a predicted model, not a curated record. Lineage: Eukaryota; Metazoa; Chordata; Actinopteri; Syngnathiformes; Syngnathidae. Gene Ontology annotation, cellular component: nucleus. Gene Ontology annotation, molecular function: DNA-binding transcription factor activity, RNA polymerase II-specific; RNA polymerase II cis-regulatory region sequence-specific DNA binding. Gene Ontology annotation, biological process: chondrocyte differentiation; positive regulation of chondrocyte differentiation; oligodendrocyte differentiation.
AGCACGCACAAGUUCUGGGGAUUCUACUUGGAGACGAGGAAGGAGAACUUUACCACACAGCUGAACUUAACCUCUCAGGUUUUGCAGGUUUGUUGCCUGCAUAGACGCACUGAUCAUUGGAUGCCCGUGCGUAAAGACAUAUUCUUCCAGUUUAGGUUUACGAACAAACCCAGGACUUGGAGAAGUUUUUUUCAAAGUUUAAAGGCUUUCACUCCGGCAAGGAAAAGUCAAUUUGAGUCAAUUAAAGACGUUUUUUUUAAUUCAAGUGAGGCGCAAGAGUCCACAGUUUCAUUUUUUCACGCGUAAAUUUGGAAGCAACCCGUUUUGCGUAUGAAUCUUCUCGACCCCUACCUGAAGAUGUCGGAGGAACAAGACAAGUGUCUCUCUGAUGCCCCGAGCCCAAGUAUGUCCGAGGACUCCGCGGGCUCUCCGUGUCCCUCCGGCUCUGGUUCCGACACCGAGAACACCCGGCCGUCGGAGAACGGCCUGCUCAGAAUGGAAGCGGCUUUGGCUGAAUUCAAGAAGGACGAGGACGAUAAGUUCCCCGCUUGCAUCCGCGAGGCUGUGUCCCAGGUGCUCAAGGGCUACGACUGGACCCUGGUGCCCAUGCCGGUGCGCGUAAACGGAUCUACCAAGAACAAGCCUCACGUUAAGAGACCGAUGAAUGCCUUCAUGGUGUGGGCGCAGGCUGCUCGGAGGAAGCUGGCCGACCAGUACCCGCACCUGCAUAACGCCGAGCUCAGCAAAACCUUGGGCAAACUCUGGAGGCUUCUCAACGAGGGCGAGAAGCGGCCAUUUGUGGAAGAGGCUGAGCGCCUCCGGGUGCAGCACAAGAAGGAUCACCCGGACUACAAAUACCAGCCAAGGCGGAGGAAGUCAGUCAAGAACGGCCAAAGUGAGCCCGAGGACGGCAGCGAGCAGACCCACAUUUCCCCCAACGCCAUUUUUAAAGCCCUGCAGCAGGCAGACUCUCCCGCAUCCAGCAUGGGAGAGGUGCACUCCCCUGGGGAGCACUCAGGCUCCCAGGGACCCCCGACCCCUCCCACUACCCCAAAAACUGAUGUCAGUUCAGGCAAGAUGGACCUUAAGCGUGAAGGAGGUCUCCGGUCACUCCCUGAUGGCACCAGCCAGCGCCAGCUCAACAUCGACUUCCGUGAUGUGGACAUUGGCGAGCUGAGCAGCGAAGUCAUCUCUCACAUCGAGACCUUCGACGUCAAUGAGUUUGACCAGUACCUCCCACCAAAUGGGCACCCGGGUACCGUGAGCGGGCCGGGCACACCAGUCGCCUACAGCGGUAGCUACAGCAUCAGCAGCGGCGCUCCGGUCAGCCCGGCAGCAGGGGCAGCCGCCUGGAUGCCUAAAAGCCAGAACCAGCAGGGACAACAACAGCAACACACCCUCACCACCCUGGGAGGCGCCAGCGGGGGUGGCGGUGGCGGAACCGGUUCCGAGGCUCAGCACAGGACUCAGAUCAAGACAGAGCAGCUGAGCCCGAGCCACUUCAGCGAGCAGCAGGGCUCCCCGCAGCACGUCUCCUACAGCCCCUUCAACCUGCAGCACUACAGCCCCUCCUCCUACCCGGCCAUCUCCAGGCCGCAGCAGUACGACUUCACCGACCACCAGGGGGGCGCCCCAUCCUUCUACAGCCACGCCGGGGCCCCUCAGAACUCGGGGCUCUACUCGACUUUCAGCUACAUGAGCAGCCCCAGCCAGAGGCCCAUGUACACGCCCAUCGCUGACAACACGGGGGUGCCCUCCAUCCCGCAGAGCAGCCCCCAGCACUGGGAUCAGGCACCCGUUUACACCCAGCUCACCAGACCCUGAACCCCCGCAUCGAGUACAGCCACGUAGAUCUGAAUCAGACACUUGAAGUCAAAGAGAUGGACUUGAGAUUGGCUCACGCCGUGCCUUGCUAUUGUACUAUGAUAGAAACUUUAUAUAAAUAUAUAUAUUUUUUAGAGAUUUAAAAAUCCUCUGUGAGGAUUUUAUUGUUAAUAUUUCAGUAGGUACUGUCUUUGUUUUUUUGUCUUCAUACGCUGGCGGUUGUUUAUGACCAUGGGGUUGGUUAUUUGAUAUAAAAUUGAAAGGAUUUUGUUGUAAUCAGUCCAUCAGUUGAUGUGUUAUGUCAUUAUGUUUCUUUGUAGAUUUAAAUAUGUCAUUAUUUUUCUGUUAUAUGCUGUUUUUGUUACAUCAUUUUUACCCUGCGCCAUCGUGCCUUGGAAUGUUUCAUUUUUCUCUAGCUUUCGGAUGCAUGUGUGUGUGUGUGUGUGUGUGUGUGAACAGCUGAGAUUACACUUACCGUCCAGCAGCGUGUGUUUGACAGCCACAGGAAGUCAACUUUGACCCCUCCCCCUGCAGUCUCCUUCCACGUUGAUAUUUAACCCGUUUCCUCAGACAGCCUCCAUUAUUUAUUUAUUUCCUUAAAUUUUUUUUGCAUCCUAGUCUUAUUACUUUUUUUUGUUAAUGUAAACAUCUCAUUUUCAUUUGGAUUCCAACCCAGGGGGUACUUAUACAAAAUGCUGUAAUCAUCUUUGUUCUUUAUUUAUCUUAUCUAAAUGUCUAUUUUAAGUAUGUAUUUCUUUGAAGGUAAGAGAGGGGGAUUAUGUUACAAAAUGUGUUAUUUGUGAAUUGUCGUUUAAGUUUAAUAAGACUGAAAGAACUGGAAAAUACUAUGUAAGUUUGAAGGUUUUUACAGUGUAUGUUUUUCUUUUCUUUUUUUUUUUUGUCUCGUGCAGCUCCAUCCUUCAGUAUCAAACUAAUGUUUCUCCCAUUUCUGCUAUUUUGCAAAGCAUUUGUA